AUGCCUCCAUUUCAGGACUCGAAUGGACUUGCAAUUAAGUUCUUCAUUCAGAAAGACCUCAGCCAGGAUUUACAAGCUGAGCUUUGUGAAACAAUCACGGCUCUUGGGGGACGCGUAGAGGCGAAAGUUCCACGACAAGGCUAUAUCUUAGUAAACCCAAACACACCUGAAGAAGAGCGUCUUCGACUGUGCUGGACAAGUGCAGAUCGACCUGAACGGUAUUUUGUGCCGUAUACGUUUGUUGAGGCAUGUAAAAUCAGCGGCAUGCUCCUCAAACAGCUUUUCAUCGAGAACAAUGCCCCAAUCCCCAUGCAUAUCCAUUCCAGUAUUGCCAACAUCAAUGCUCGCUCAGCCCUAAGUGCGCGUAUCAGGCACUCAGGUGGGGACCCUACCGCGUCGAUAGCCACAGCCCGCGUCAUUCUGGCGGAUCCCCACACAGAAGUUUUUCACCAUCUGGUUCAAACAUAUCAAAGUGAUCCUAAUAAAUAUAUCGAGUCGUACUUGUGGAUCAAGAAAUGCAUCGAGCGGGGUAUCAUGACAUACACUCCUGUUGUCUACAAGAAUCCGGGAGGAAGGAGACCAGGAGAAGAUCGGACGUUAUUCACGGAAGAAGACGAGCACAACCUAUGCGUUUAUAUCGCGGCUAAGAUUCCUUUCAAAGAGACCGGAGGACGGACAGGCAACAGAAUAUACACGCAGCUUUGCGAUAUGAAAGACGACCCUGAAUAUGCCUGGGUACAACGACAUACUUGGCAAUCUUGGCGAGAGAGAUACAAGAAGAAUUCGGAGCGAUUAGACAAACUGAUUGCCACUAUUGUCGCACAAACCAAUCCGGCUCAUGGCGAGAAGGGGCAAUAUGGCUAUGUUCGUCAACCGGAAGAGAAACCUAAAAAGUCGCGGAGGAGGCCUGCGAAGGAGUCCCCUCCCACUGAUGAUGAGCAAUCAGAUACUGGUCGAUCCCCCGUAGCUGGGCCAUCAAAGCGUCCGGAGAAAAAUGUCGAUGAAGACGAUGAGAGUGAAUGGGCAGUCCGAGUCGGGACUUCUCCGCCACCCGCGUGGGCAGGAGAAAAACGGAAGGCGAAUGGGAACGACGAGACGCUGCCUGCUAAGCGGUCUAAGUCAAAUGUGCGCAUUGACGAAGAGAUCGCCAACAUAGCCAGGGAGUAUAUGUUCACGACAGAGGAGCCAUCUUCUCAAUCCCCACACGCUGCAUUUGACGCUAUUUCACUCACUUCUCCCAACCAACACUCAGACCCCGCGUUUUCUACGAACCCUUAUGAAAACUAUCUACAAGUCAACUCAGCUCGACGCUAUAAUGCGGCCAUGCCUGCUCAGGAAGAAGAAACGACUCCCACACAAUCUCGUUCGAGUUUUCAAAUGAGCUCGCAACUAUCUUCGUCUACGGGGUCCAUCUUGACGACUCCUUCUUCGUCGUCUUCAUAUCUACCUAUGGCACAAUCCCAUAGCUUCCAACCGCCAUCUUCGCCUCCUCCAGACUAUGAGCCUGACCCGAGCCCAAGUUCAUUGCGACCGAUACCGUCGCGAAUUGAAUCGGCGCCUGAGUUUCGCCAUGUUGAUCCACCUGGUUUAGGACCUCGUUCCCAAACUGUACCGCCGCCUCGGAAAGCCCCCCCUUCCAGUAAUUUAGAUCGCAUCGACGAACUCGACGAAAGCAAUCCACUUGGUGUUGCACUUCACCAUGAAGGGCCUUUCCAGGCCGUUACCUCGAUGCUUCGAACACCAGCAAUGGCGGAGAGACCUGAGCGUCCGAUCAAACCUCCAAAACACGGACACGUUGGACAUCGAGGUAUCUCGCCGGGAGACGUGUUACCACCCAAUUUCUUUUUGCAUUACCAACAACAAACUCCUUCCCAGCGCAUGGGGCAGCCAUAUCAGGCCCAACACCUAGUCUCUCAAGUAAAUAUCCGACCUCAGGCACUUCCUCCAUGGCCAAUCUCGCCUAUUUACCACGACACCCAGUAUGAUCCGGUGGAACAGCCCUCUGAGGAUGAGGAUUUGCCUUCAUCAGGCCAUUAUCCGCAACCAUCUCAAGAUUUUGACGCUGCAUAUGGAGGGAUCGUUGACGAGUCAAUCCCACCAAGCAGUUCAAUUGCUGGACCUUCAACGCAAGCGCCAAUCAACCGUCAUCAUUUCUACGGUCCACCCAACUUGCUCUCUCCUGAUCCUCGUAUCCUUCGAGCUCAUGACCCGAAUGUACCGAAAUCGACCCAUCAGCAUGGUCACUCUCUUCCAGCUGAAUAUUUACCACCACCACCACCACAAGAGUAUGAUAACGGUCGUUUGAAUCGACCUGCGUCAUAUCAACCUCCUCGACAGGCGCAAGCAGUGAAUUUCGACCCCCACCAUCGUGCAUCUCUCCCGCCUCCUCGAUCAAUUGUCGACCGUCCAGAAACUGUUUCUGUUGCCCCAUCGAUAGCAACUUCUGCAGCACGUCGUGGGCCACUCCCUCAACAUGUGCCCCGCCAUCUAGUCAUGCCCACACCUCUGCAACAGACGAACCAGCUCCCCCAGGCCAGACAACAAGCUCGAUUCGAGCCUGCGUCACAAACCCAGCCAACGCGAGCACAGAACAUUCAAAUGGUCCAAGACCCCAAUGGGGGUCGACAUCUUCUGCGAAAACGAUCGACCAUCCAACAACCAGUGAAUGUGAUGCCCCCAAAAGCACGACCAAGGCCAACAUCUUACAUGGAGCCUCCUCCAACCAUUCCCAUGGCACCGAUUACUCGACCACCUGAGCAGCAAGACAAGAAACGACCCAAACGACUCCUUAGUAAACGACGGACGGACUUGUAA
This is a messenger RNA of Mycena indigotica, 2814 nucleotides long. RefSeq names its product Myb-DNA-bind-2 domain-containing protein. Gene Ontology annotation, cellular component: shelterin complex. Gene Ontology annotation, molecular function: telomeric repeat DNA binding. The coding region runs from base 1 to 2814 and encodes 937 amino acids. Lineage: Eukaryota; Fungi; Basidiomycota; Agaricomycetes; Agaricales; Mycenaceae. The transcript is spliced from 9 exons. Gene Ontology annotation, biological process: regulation of DNA-templated transcription; telomere maintenance via telomere lengthening. The record is from RefSeq and is a predicted model, not a curated record.